AUGUCGUCUAUGCAGCAGCGCAAAAACGAGAUCUUGGCCAAGCGGGCAAAGCUUGCUGAGCUGAAAAAGCAGCGCGAACUGCGCCAGAAGGAGUUCUCCAACAACCGGAACAGCAUCGGGGAUACUUCAGAGAUUGCUUCCCCGGUACCAAGUCGCUCUGACAGUAGAGCUGAACUCGAUGACCUGAUCGCUCGCCUUGUGGACCGUCCUGGAUCAGCUUCCAUCAGCCAUGGCGCGGAAGGCCCGUCGCGCAAAGGAAGUCGCCCAAAUUCAGUGCUGAGCGCCAGCCAACUGAGUGGAGAGAACGCCGAGGCCUUUAGCCCUUCGUCCCGACCGCAGUCGCAGUCCAUUGCCGUGCAGACGGUUGGAGAAGAGCAGCCUUACAGCUACUCCGCGCCGGAAGUCCACGCCCCGCUUCCCCCUGAAGCCAAACCGGAGGUCGUCACAUAUAGCAAGGCCGUGCAAACAGACGGUUUGGAACAACAAACUCAGUCUGAGGAUGGAUCUGUUGCUUCAGAUAACGAGGAGGUAGCUGGUACAGCACGAUCAAGCAAGCGUCUUAGUCGACGAGACCGAGAGCGCGAUGAGGAAAUUCGGCAGAAGCUUCGCAAGGAGAUCGAGGAAGAGUUGCAAGCGACCCACCAAGACGGAGCUGAUGCGGCGACCACACAAUCUACACAACUACGCUAUCCUUUGCGCACACUCGAUGACGACGAGCUGAAGGCUGUCACCUCGUCUGAUGACUUCUUGGACUUCGUGGAGCGCUCCUCAAAAGUGAUUGAGCGCGCUUUAGAUGAAGACUACGACGUUCUUGCAGACUAUGAACUUGGACUAAAUGGAGAUGUAGAGGAGGACGAGGAGACUGGCAAGAAGAGGAGGGGCAUCCGGGAGGUUUGCCAAUUCUGGGACGAGCGAUGGAGCAAAAAGCGUAUGAUCACGGACUUGAGCUUCUCUCCUAAGUUUCCUGAGCUUGUUCUUGCGUCAUACACCAAGAACCCUUCUGCCCCUCAUGAGCCAGAUGGGCUCGUCCAAGUCUGGAACCAACACCUGCAAUCUCGCCCGGAAUACGUGUUCCACUCUACGUCCGACAUCCUUGCAGCCAGGUUUUCUCCUUUUCAUCCUAACCUCAUCGUUGGCGGUUCAUACUCGGGUCAAGUCCUUCUAUGGGACACGCGUUCCUCGCGCGCAGGCGGUGGUGCACCCGUACAGAAGACACCUCUGACUGGAUCUGGACACACUCACCCCGUUUACAGCAUUUCAAUCAUCGGUACCCAAAAUGCGCACAACAUCCUGACUGUCUCCACAGAUGGAGUGGUCUGUGGCUGGACUGUCGACAUGCUUUCCCAGCCGCAGGAAUACCUCGAGCUGACUACGCCUCCUCCAUCCAAGACGGAAGACCUUGCACCAACUACCAUGUCGUUCCCUCAGUCCGAUCCGACCUUCUUCAUUGUUGGUACAGAGGAGGGAGGCAUCUACCCUUGUCACCGCUACGACCGAGCCGGCGCUAAAGCCGGCACCGACCACCGCCUCGCUUACCGCGGACACACUGCGCCGAUCAUGUCCACGGCAUUCCAUCCUGCACGUGGUCCAGUUGAUUUGGGAGACCUGAUGUUAAGUUCCAGUCUGGACUGGAGCGUGAAGCUCUGGCGCGUGCGGCCGCCAGCGACAACUGCCGCUCUCACAUCCGGCAUGUCCUCCGCCCAGGUUGUUUCGCCCAUUCUGGACAUUGCUCGCGAAGAUGUUGUGUACGAUGCACGAUGGUCCCCACACAGACCGGGUGUUUUCUCCCUUGUCGACGGUGCUGGCAACGUCGAGGUAUGGGAUCUUUACGCCGACACCGAGGUCCCCGUUGUGCGGACCACUCCCUCGCGCGGCCCUGGCAGCGUGCCAUCCCGCAGUCUCAACAAGGUUGCUUGGGAGGAGCGCGAAGGGCGGCGCCUGGCAACUGGUGGUCUCAAUGGGGUCGUCACUGUCUUUGAAGUUGGCAAGGGUCUUGGUGGACCGUCGGAGGAGGUGCCUGCGGAGGAAUGGGCAGGCAUGAAGCGCUUAGUGGGGAAACUGGAGCAGAAGGAUCGGAUGGCUUGA
Messenger RNA from Penicillium canariense, 2085 nucleotides. RefSeq lists its product as uncharacterized. Gene Ontology annotation, biological process: transport along microtubule. Lineage: Eukaryota; Fungi; Ascomycota; Eurotiomycetes; Eurotiales; Aspergillaceae. The record is from RefSeq and is a predicted model, not a curated record. Gene Ontology annotation, molecular function: dynein light chain binding; dynein heavy chain binding. The transcript is spliced from 3 exons. Gene Ontology annotation, cellular component: cytoplasmic dynein complex. Bases 1 to 2085 code for a protein of 694 amino acids.